CCGCUAUGGUAGUGAACCUGAGCCGCAUGUAUUCGCCGAUCAUGCUCAGCCAUGAGUGGCCGAAACUUGGCCGACUGCUCUUCACCCUUCUAUGCAGCGUGCUAGGCGUGUCUAUGAACGGAUUCUUCGUGGCUUCCUUCUUCGUUGAACCUGGCCUGAACAAGAUCGGAUAUGUGUUUAUGGCGUGCUUAGGCAUGUCGGACUUGGUCAUAUCCACGGCCGUGUUUCCGACGUCGGCGGUGGUACUGCUGUCCGGCGAAUGGGACACGGAUCCGGUGUGCUACGCGCUCCAGACUGUGACCGAGGCCGGAACGUACAGCUACAGUCUUUUCUUUAUGAUGACUGCGAUAGAGUCGUACUACAGACUCUGUAAAGCUACCUCCGACUACGAAUUCCUAAUCUCCAUGAGGAUCGGCCUCUUCACUGUCAUCCUCUUUACGAUCGCGUUCCUCACCGCCGCCGUCGGAGUCUUCAUGGAGCUGGACUACGACUACUGCCAUCGCAGCCACUCUGGCAACUUCAUCUUCAGGGUCACUACGUUCGUCAUCUUCUACGCUAUUCCGUUUCUCGUUAUUUUCUUCUGUCUCGCUAACAACGCCUGCAGAAUUAGAAACAAAGCUAGAAAACAUAACCAUUACAAACGUAGCCUACAGUAUGAAACUGAAACCACCACCAACAAUCUCAACAUUAGCGCAUAUUUCUUAUUUGUCGCAGCAUGGAUCCCAUACCUGAUCGUUGUCUACCUGUAUCCCGAGACUGUUGACUCGAAAUACUAUCAGAGCGUUUGGGUUGGCAUCUUCCGAUCUGUGUUCACGAGCUUUCUCUACGGAUCAAUAGACAGACAUUUCAGGCGUGCUUUCGCGCAUUUGUUCAAUUAUUGCUGCUGCAAGAGCACCCUUUCCGGGUCCUUCGCCGGCCGGCACAGGCGAGCUUUAGAAUGCAAGGCUGUAGGUGACGUGAGGGUGCACAUCAUGCACCAGGCUAUGAACGCCAACAGCCCUCAGCGAGGAGCGUCGUCGUCCCGCGAGACGCAGGAAUUAUGAUGCCUCUAAGCUAAUUUCGUCGACGGCUUGAGAGGGUGGUCAUCUUUCUACUUUGGAUAGGUUUUGACAAAUGUCGGGCUCUGGGAUCGACGUAAAAAGGCUUUAAUAUUUAACCAUGACCACCCUACACCAGGGCUUUACUAUACUCGCCUGAUUUUGUUGCAUUUUCUUUACGCAUUUAACUUUAAUGGGUAAUUGUAGAACAAAGUGAGAAACAUUAACGCAAGCAAGGGAUUUUUUAUAAAAAUGUACAUAUAAAAAACAGAAUAAAAAAAUAGAAUGGUAUACCCAUUGUAUUAACAUGUAA
Molecule: messenger RNA, 1350 nt
Organism: Cydia amplana
Lineage: Eukaryota; Metazoa; Arthropoda; Insecta; Lepidoptera; Tortricidae
Gene: Mtnr
Product: neuropeptide Y receptor type 2-like
Exons: 3
Coding region: 6-1043 (345 amino acids)
Biological process (GO): cellular response to hormone stimulus; G protein-coupled receptor signaling pathway
Cellular component (GO): plasma membrane
Molecular function (GO): G protein-coupled receptor activity; peptide binding
Source: RefSeq, a predicted model, not a curated record